This is a messenger RNA of Phytophthora sojae, 2307 nucleotides long. RefSeq lists its product as hypothetical. Lineage: Eukaryota; Oomycota; Peronosporomycetes; Peronosporales; Peronosporaceae. The record is from RefSeq and is a predicted model, not a curated record. Bases 1 to 2307 code for a protein of 768 amino acids. The transcript is spliced from 3 exons.
AUGGAAGCGCGCGAUGCCAUCGUGUCGUGGCUGGAGCAGGGUGACAACUUCCUGCGCGUGACGGCCGCGUCCCCGUUCUCCCCGCGCCGAGGCCGCGCUGGAUUCCGCGACGUGGCACAGACCGAGGGCGCAGCGCUGGGCGAGCUCGCGGCCUUCGUGAACCGCAGCCUGCCGCGCGCCAAUUGGGACGCCAAGCACGCCCGGCAGAUGCUCAAGCACUACCUGCUGCAGUACCGAUCCACGGCGGAGGCGGCGGCCGGUCCGCGAUUCUCAUUGGACGAGAGGGAUGCGCUGCGCGGGCUCAAGACGGUGCAGGACAAGCUGGACAACAUGUGUCGCCACUUCCAAAGACUCCAGCAGCUGCACGAGCACGCGGGCGCGAGGGACAUGGUGACUAUUAGGAGGAGGUCAGCGCUGCAGAGAACGCAGAGCCAGACGCAGCAGCAGACAGCGUACGUGAAGCUGCACUUUGCCUUGACGGAGGCCCAACGCAGAGAGCGGGAGAUGGAUGUGAUGCCCGAGAGUGACUUGAGCAAUUCGUGUGACAACAGUGAGGCGGACAAGAAUGCAGCGGGGCAGAUAAUGUUGCAGUCGAUGGUGGGUGUAUCUAUUCAGUCGGCGCAAAGCGUGCACAGGGAGACGCGGAGGAGUGUCAACAAGCAACAGGAGCAGAAGAAAAAGCAAGUGCCACAGAAGCAGGGGGCUAAGGAGAAGCAGGUAGAGGCGCCAGAACUUCCCGUUCUUGAGCCGACUUCGGACGAGGAGGAUGUGGAUGAAGAGCUUCCGACGCUAAGGCGGUCGACUCGAGCUAAGCGACAGUCUGCAGGGAAGGCGGUUCGUCCGAAUCAAGAUUCACCGGCGAGAAAGAGGACGAGGCCCGAGUCAAUCGCUAAGAAAGCUGACCAAGUGGAGGUAGCGGACGUGGCGCCCACGCAAACCACUCAAGGCGCCAGCACUUCUGCCUCGGAUGAGCCUCAAGAUUCCCCGGUCAACGACGAGAAUACUCCAAGCCUCAAUACUCGGAGUCAGCAGCGAAGGCUUGUCUGCAAGUUUGCUACAGCUUCGAAGCCUUCGCAACCAGCAACCAGGCCGUUGUCGGGCAAUACUCAACCGAAGAAAACCACACUCGCUGAUGCGCCUCAACCCGAAAAGCAGCUUCCUCAAGAGCCUGUGUCGCAUCCUUCCAACCAUGAUCGCACCCGAAAAUCGACACCAGCCUCCGCCGUACCGGAAGCCUAUCGGUCGGCAAUUGCGGAGGUUAUCUCGCAGCGGAAGCAGUUGAUGUCUCGUAUGGGCAAUGAUUCUCAGGCCUCACCGGUCCAGGAGAAACGCCAGCGUAGUCUCAGUGAGAGCGAUUACGGUCUAAGCGAUAUCGACCUCCCCUCUCCAGACUCCAAGCGAAGCACACCUAGCAAUAACGCACAAAGCUCCAAGUCUGCUCGCGCGCCACGAAGUCGACACGAAUCAGGCCCUACAGCGGGUCUCCUCCCGCCUCUCAUGGACGCAUUUCGUACCCCAAGUGGCAAGUCGAAUCUGGAGCGAAAGCGCGUAUUUCACCGAGCCAAGGAGCUCGCGUUCGAGCAGCUCAAGUGGCACCGCGAGAACGAGUUACAGCAGUACGAGCUGGAGCUUCUGCGCCGCGAAAUGGAGGCGCGCGAGGCCUUCGCGCAACAAGAGCUGCAGCUAAAGAGGAUGCGCGUCCGGGCUGACACCAUUCAGCACAUGGUUUCCGCUGGCGCCAGUGUCAAGGAUAUCGCCGAGCAACGGCGGUGCUAUGUCUGUUUGGUGCCGGUUGAGACUAAAAAGUCGCAGUCGAUGGAGCAGCCGAUGGAGCACGUGCCGACGUCCGAUUCGCAGCGCGACGCCAUUGUGGAGUGGCUGGAGAGCGACGACAAUUUCCUCCGAGUGACGGCGUCUUCAGCCCCGGCAGCGCCCCACGGACGUCGCGGCUUGGGGUGCGACCCCGUGCAUGCGGAAUUGGUCGAGAGCAACGCUCUAAACGAACUGGAGGCGACGGUGAACGCGGCUUCUCCUCGAGCCAAAUGGGACGGCGAACACGCCAAGCAAAUGCUGAAGCACUAUCUGUUGGAGUUCAAGUCGACAGCAAGAGCAGCCGCCCAGCCAGGCUUCAUGUUGAGCAAGACGGGCGAGAGCUUCGGUAUUAAGACGAUCGAGGACAAGCUGAACUGCAUGUGCCGCCACUUCGUCCGACUGCAGAUGCUGCACGACCCGAGGAUCAGAGCGGCGAUGAGGUGGAGAGCGCUGUUAAAGGAGAGGUCCAGGAGAAGACGAGCGGUGGCGAUCUGA